Molecule: messenger RNA, 958 nt
Organism: Dipodomys ordii (Ord's kangaroo rat)
Lineage: Eukaryota; Metazoa; Chordata; Mammalia; Rodentia; Heteromyidae
Gene: Pstpip2
Product: proline-serine-threonine phosphatase interacting protein 2
Exons: 10
Coding region: 89-958 (289 amino acids)
Biological process (GO): actin filament polymerization
Cellular component (GO): plasma membrane; cytoplasm; actin filament
Molecular function (GO): actin filament binding
Source: RefSeq, a predicted model, not a curated record
GUGGACUUCAGACGUGCCUGCCUGUGAGCUGUGACCGUCAGGACACCCCGCUCGCUCGGUCCCGCCUGCUGCCCCGACACGCGCCGGCAUGACGGGCUCACUGUUCAAGGGAAACUUUUGGAGCUCUGACAUCCUCAGCACCGUGGGCUAUGACAGCAUCAUCCAGCAUCUGAACAAUGGCCGAAAAACCUGCAAAGAGUUUGAAGACUUUUUAAAAGAAAGGGCAUCGAUUGAAGAGAAAUAUGGUAAAGAUCUGCUCAGCCUCUCCAAGAAGAAGCCCUGUGGACAAUCUGAGAUCAAGCAUAUAUUUGAUCUUAAUUAUUGUCUUAAAUUUUUUUUUGCAGAAAUAGACAAUGUGGCUCAAUGUCACAUUCACCUUGCACAAACUCUAAGAGAAGAGGCCAGGAAAAUGGAAGAAUUCAGGGAAAAGCAAAAGCUACAACAGAAAAAGACAGAACUCAUAAUGGAUGCUGCUCAUAAACAAAGAAACUUACAGUUCAAGAAAACUAUGGAUGCAAAGAAGGUUUAUGAACAGAAAUGCCGGGACAAAGAUGAGGCUGAGCAAGCUGUGCACCGGAGUGCCAAUGCAGUAAACCCAAAACAACAAGAAAAGCUUUUUGUGAAACUGGCGACUUCAAAGACUGCAGUGGAAGACUCAGACAAAGCGUACAUGCAGCACAUCAACACACUGGACAAGAUCCGAGAAGACUGGCAGAGCGAGCACAUCAAGGCCUGUGAGGUGUUUGAAGCUCAAGAAUGUGAACGAAUUAACUUCUUCCGGAAUACAUUGUGGUUACAUGUGAAUCAGCUGUCAAAACAGUGUGUCACAAGCGAUGAGGUGACCCUGAUUAUUCUUUGGUCGAUGACUACAGUUUGCUCUAUCAGUAACAUCAAUGGUAAGAACUUUGAACUUUCACAUAAUCAAGUUGAACUUAUGGUCAUAUUUCUGAAGCCUUAG